AUGGCUCCUAAAAUGAAGUUUUCUGAAGGUGAAAAAGUGUUAUGUUUUCAUGGACCUCUUAUUUACGAGGCAAAAUGUCUUAAGAGUUCGGUUACAAAAGACAAACAUGUUCGGUAUUUAAUUCAUUAUGCUGGCUGGAAUAAAAACUGGGAUGAAUGGGUUCCUGAAAGUAGAGUUUUAAAAUACAACGAGGCUAAUGUGCAGAGGCAGAAGGAGGUCCAGAGAGCGCAUUCAGCACAACCUGUCAAAACAAAGAAAACUACCGCUAAGGGACGCAAAUCGGAGACGGCUACAGGCGCUACUCCGGCUCGGGAAGAAUCCAGGGCAUCCACACCUGCAGGUAAAGAUGUGGAGACGCCUACAGCGCCAGCUAAAGCCACGAAAACACAGAGUAAAGAUACUCCCGCCGAUUCGGGCUCGGAUCAACCUAAAAAGAAACGGGGCCGCCUCGAUUUGUCGAUCGAGUCGGAGGAGCAGUAUUUAGCGAAAGUUGAAGUCAAAAUCAAAAUACCGGAGGAACUGAAAGUGUGGUUGGUCGACGACUGGGAUGUGAUCACAAGACAACAAAAGCUGGCCCUUUUGCCCGCGAAACUCACCGUGGAGCAGAUCGUAGACAAUUACCUCGCAUUUAAAAAGUCCAGUAAGUCUCACAACUCCGCAAAGGAAUCAGUUCUAGUUGACAUCACCGAAGGAAUAAAGGAAUAUUUUAAUGCAACACUCGGAUCACAACUUUUGUACAAAUUCGAAAGACCACAGUACAGUGAAAUAUUGCAAGAAUAUCCGGACACACCGAUGGCCCAAAUUUACGGCUCAAUACAUUUGUUGCGUUUGUUUGCAAAGAUGGGGCCGAUGUUAGCGUACACAGCGUUGGACGAAAAGUCCUUGCAACACGUUCUGACGCAUAUUCAAGAUUUCCUAAAGUACAUGGUGACGAACAGAUCAACGUUAUUCAAUUUGCAGGACUAUGGCAACGCCACGCCCGAGUAUCACAGGAAAGUGCAGUAG
Molecule: messenger RNA, 1005 nt
Organism: Parnassius mnemosyne (clouded apollo)
Lineage: Eukaryota; Metazoa; Arthropoda; Insecta; Lepidoptera; Papilionidae
Source: the annotation of a GenBank genome assembly